Molecule: messenger RNA, 546 nt
Organism: Batrachochytrium dendrobatidis JAM81
Lineage: Eukaryota; Fungi; Chytridiomycota; Chytridiomycetes; Rhizophydiales
Exons: 2
Coding region: 1-546 (181 amino acids)
Source: RefSeq, a predicted model, not a curated record
AUGACAGCAGUAUUGCGUACAUACAAAUCAAAGUAUGCUAUCAUGAUUGUCAACGGAUUGAUUGAAAACAACUUUAUAUCCAACUUGUCCAUCAACAACCAACAACUCUGCAAGAUCCUUCUUGCCAAUAUCACAGUAUCUGGAUGGAAAUACGGAACCGAUUCAAACUGCUGUCAAUCAAUACUGUCAUUCAACACUGCAAGGCUGACAUUGACCAGUUGUCGAGGUCUCAUUAUCUCCAAAGAAAAACGGAAUCCAGACCAGAUUCGCUUGGAAUGUCAACAACAACUGACUGUUUGUUGCUACAUCAAGACUCGUCAGUACAGACCCACACAAUACAAUACUGUAUCAUCUGUCAUCAAUUCAGACACACUUGUCAGUCCUGUUCCGUAUACAAUGAGUCACAUAUGGAUACAUAUGGACACCAAUGCAACAAUCAAGAAUCAAUUGUCAUUUACAAGUCCGAAUUGCCAACCAACAAUCGUACUAAUGGACCAACGGACCAAUGCCAAAACACCUGCACAUCAGACAGUUUAUUGGACAUGA